Messenger RNA from Papilio machaon (common yellow swallowtail), 1489 nucleotides. Its product is annotated as neurotrimin. The record is from RefSeq and is a predicted model, not a curated record. NCBI's taxonomy places the organism in Eukaryota, Metazoa, Arthropoda, Insecta, Lepidoptera, Papilionidae. Gene Ontology annotation, biological process: dendrite self-avoidance; axon guidance; homophilic cell-cell adhesion. Gene Ontology annotation, cellular component: axon; plasma membrane. Bases 1 to 1470 code for a protein of 489 amino acids. Gene Ontology annotation, molecular function: cell-cell adhesion mediator activity. The transcript has 12 exons.
AUGUCAAUAAAUAUAUUAUUAGUUGUAAUUAUAAUUAUAUUCAUAAAUUUUGGCGUUUGUGAGAAAGUUUUCAAGAGCGUUCCUGUCGUUUUCAAGAUUUACGAAAAUGAAUCUGUGCUACUGCCGUGUUAUAUACAAGAUAAUGAGACUGUGACUCGAGUGAAAUGGUACAAGAACAACCGUCUACUUGGUGACACGCUGGACCAACACACUUUGUUACCUAGCAGGAUGUAUUUGCACAGGAAUUACAGUCUGCAAAUUGACAGCUUGAGAGGACACGAUACAGCUGAUUAUACCUGUGAGGUGAUAAGACAAGAGCCAUUAGGACCUAUAAAGCAGUCACAUUCUAUUGAAGUCCAAUGUUCACCAUCAGUGAGAACGAUUCCAGAAGAAGGAUUCCUUGAGGUGCGUAAAGGCGAGUACGUGGACAUCGGAUGCGAGGCCUCAGGGACGCCUAAACCCAAUUUUGAGUGGAGGAAAAAUGGUGAAGCUAUGGCACUUUUAGAACAUCGAUCACGCAUCAGAUUUAGAGCGGAACAUCGCCUGCUGGCCGGAGUUUACGAAUGUAUCGCAGACAAUGGCGUCGGAGAUCCUGUCAAGGCGGCCAUCAGAGUGAUCAUUCAAGAUGCACCAGUAGUAUCUGCGGCGCGUACAUUCGUGCACACGGCGAUAGGGCUCCGCGCGGCGCUCCAGGCGAGGCUGGACUUUGCCGCGCCGCCUGCGAAGACCGCAUGGUUUAGAGACGGAAGACCGGUCAAGACUGAUGAUAGGAUCAUUAUUAUGGGUCACGAGAAUUCUCAUCAGUUAAUAUUUAGGACUGUGAGGAAAUCUGAUUUAGGGAAUUAUACAUUCCGAGCGGAGAAUAAGUUGGGAAUGGCGGAUGUAUCAUUUAAACUUACUGGUGUACCAAAUGUUGCAUCGUUCAAAGUUGAUCCAGUGUUAAAUAAAGCGACAUCAACUAGUUUCACACUUAUAUGGGAAGUGGAUUCAUAUUCAACGAUUAUUGAGUACAAUCUUUGGAUCCGACCAUACUAUGGCAGUCGUACUCCAUACGACCCUGACUCUGUGUCAACUGUAGGACCCGAUUACUUCUGGAGCAAGAUCGUUGUACCUGGAGACUCUAUUGACGGUCCAAUCCACAGCGCAAGUUAUACAGUUAGGGGACUGACACCAUCUACUGUGUAUGAAGCGACUGUUACAUCUAGAAACAGAUUCGGAUGGAGUAAGACGUCGGCGGUUCUACAUUUUGCGACUGAACCCGGAGUGGGUCGUAUUCUCCCCGUAACACUAGAUUACAAAGACAUAACUCCGACAUUAGAAGAACCGGAAUCAGAACAACCAGAGAACAUCACUCAAGCGCAUGUUUUCGAACGUCUCAACGAAAUGCCAAUGUCAGACGAGGGAGCGCGGGAAAGAUUAAACGUCAUCGCAAUUUUAUUUUUGACAUCUACUGUUAUUUGUUUAAGUUAAUUAAGAUAAUUUUUAAGAG